This is a messenger RNA of Paramuricea clavata, 3026 nucleotides long. NCBI's taxonomy places the organism in Eukaryota, Metazoa, Cnidaria, Anthozoa, Malacalcyonacea, Plexauridae. The record is from the annotation of a GenBank genome assembly.
CGAUCAACAAAGAAAUUACUCCCCUUUUCAUUUUAAGAUUUUGCUAAUAUAGAAUAGGCAAAUAAUUAGAAUAAAAGAAUAGCCUGUGUGCAGUCCCAGACACCCGAAGGAAAUAAAUGCAUGGGGAUUACGCAACUUCGAACCAGCCAACAUAUACAAAAAAUGUAUAUCGCAUUAUAGAAUAUAUUAAUAAAAUAGACAUAAAACUACAACAAAUACAGAAAGAUAUAUACGAUACAAGUAUUGAAUAAGGUAAGGAAUAGAAGUACUGUCAAGGUGGAAUGACUGUCAGUGCAUGCUAACCAGCCUGUUUCCAAACAUUUUAAUAGUGGCAAUCACAGUGUUUCAGAUAUGGAAAUUGGAACCCACGAAAUGCGCUUCAUAUCCAAACUUCGCACUGUCAACCCCUUAUGGCGUUAAUGAACGUUUUUCCCUUUUUAGUUUUAUGCAAUUGGCCCUGGUAGUUCGUUAUUUUUAAUCACGUUGUUGAAACGUAGGUUUAUAAAUUAAAUCUUGUUUGUGCGAAACUUUUCUUUUAGGUGGAAAGAAAUAUUUAUCGUCUGUACCAUCUUAUCGGACCCGGUUCAACAGUAAGUGUACUUGUUACAGCUUGUAAGUUAGGAAUUAAUAUUAUAUUUACAAGACAUUUCCCUCAACUAACUAAAUGUACGUUUCAUAUAAUUGAAGGUGGGAAUAGUUGCCCUCCCAAACAUUUGAAUUUAAGACUUAAUGUGGCACGAUAUAUUUAUCCACACAAAAUUCUUUAUUAAAAAUUCGUGUCCGCUAGAAAAAUAACGACUUACUUAUAUGACAUGACGCGUCACGAUUUGCUCACCCUGUCUCGCGCCAAAAAACAGUGCGCUAUACCUUAUUAUUGUGUCUCUGGUGCAGGAAUACGUUGAAAUUGUGCUCGCCGUAUGGUACCGCAAUGACUUUUCCAUACACCAAAUAAAAAAAUCUAUAAUGUCAAAAACUUUUUUUAUCGAAGAAAACGACACAUUUUAUUUCAGAAUUAUGUUUUCGCAUCCACUGAUUUUGGUUCACUUAUCUCGAACGAGUAUUCGGCCAUAUUUUUGUUUGGAAAAAUAAUAUUUAAAUUAUUCACCAUUCUUUAGGCCCAGUGCAUGCGCAGAUAAUUUAAUUUACCAUUCUUUCAUGUCCAGUGCAUACGACGCAUCAACGCUCGUUUCUAAUUCGAACAACCAGGGUGUUGAACAGCCUAGCUGACGAACUAACACGAUAAAUUUGAACUCAUUUAAAUCUACAAUUCUAAGUUAUUACUUCCGUGCUUUGGAAAUUUCCUACGAUCCUGAAAAUCCAAGAACAUUCAAAACUAUAUCUACCAAGUGUAAUACCGCUCGAACUUUGGUUCAGCCUCUUAAGUGCUGCUAUUAUAGUUAUAGUUUUAUUUAGAUAGUUUCUUUAUGCUUGUAUAUGUCCUAAUUCGGGCGCGCAGUAAUUGGCUCACGCUGUUGCGUCACACAGCCUAUAUAGUCAUGUAUAUUAUUCUUGUUCUUGUUAUAGUUUUGUGUUUUGUAACAUGGCGAAACUAAUAAAUAAAUAAAUAAAUAAAAUAAAUAGAUAUUUCCCCCGUUGUUUUGAUAAAGCGCCUGCUUUCCUUGCAUGGAAAAAUAUCAUGCGCGGACGGCAAGAGGUGGAAUGCCGGAAAAAAUGUGUAAUAAAAUUUAUGACUUCGUUCCUAUAAGAUUGGUAAUUAAAUUCCAUUUUUCUAUGUAGGCACUCCAAAUCAUUAUGGGAAACAUUUCAUUACUGGGUUUACAGCUCAGAAUAAUAAUUAUCGAGAUCAGGACUACAUUGGAUUGUCAAUGCUUGCCCCCUACGACACAAACGUUACGAUCUUUGGUACUCUGUCAAGCAAGCCUUGGAACUACACUGUUCAUAUUAAAGAAGGAGAAAGUUAUGAGUAUAAACUGCCGAUUUCACUGCGAAUGGAGAAAUCAAAAUACCGGCAGAAUGGUAUUCAAAUUUUAUCAACUAGAGACAUUUCAGUAUUCUGUUUAAAUCAGCAAGGUUAUAGACAGGCAGCGGAUGGAUACUUGGCUUUACCGACCAACACGCUAGGUUUAGUUUAUGUUGCUGCAUCAUAUCAACCGUAUAGUACGAGCUAUAGAGCAAAUAUCGCCGUAAUAUCAGCACAUAACAACAACACGAUUAUUGUUCUUCCCAACAAGAACGCGGUCAUAUACUAUCGCGGUCUCUGGUAUGAUGACAGUACAUCGCUAUUAUACAUAACCCUAGUCCUUGAAAAACUUGAAGCACUGUACAUUUCGGGUUCAUCAGAUUUAUCUGGAACAAUUGUUAUCGCAAGUAAACCAGUGACGGUUAUUUCAGGCGUAGACUAUGCACGUAUUCUGGGAUCGUCUGAUUUCUUAGAAGCGUUCCUUUUACCUGUUUCAUCGUGGGGAUAUGAAUACAUAUUGACAACGGUAGGAGCGAUGGAUAAAAAUCAGGGGGAUAUUUUUCGUAUCUUUGCGUAUGAAAAUAAUACUGUUGUUGAAAGUGGGUACUGGACCAAAAUGUUGUCAUCCGGAGCAUACACAGAGUUGAUAUUGCAAAAAAAUCUUACAUCGUUUGUUAAAUGUAGCAACCCAUGUCAAGUGGUGCAGUACGUCCGACGACACUAUAUUGGCGGGAAAUAUGCUGACCCUUCAAUGAUAGUUCUGCCAUCAACAAGUCAGUUUCUUUCUUACUACCGCGUGAUACUUCCUCGUGGUUCAGAAUAUCAUGAUUCCAUUACUAUAAUGAUACAAAAUGAAGAUAUAGAAGGUCUAUAUAUGAAUGGAUUAAAACUGAAUGGCUUACGAUGGGAAAGGAUCAAUGGAACAAAUUAUGUAUGGACGGUCGUAAGUUUAUCCGAUCCAAAUACUGUCACAGUCUAUCAUACUUCUUCGGCUGUAAAGUUUGGUCUCCUUGUAUUUGGCUGGAAUAAUGGUGUUUCCUAUGCUUACUCUGGUGGAUUUGGUUUACAUAACAAUGCAAAUGGUAAGGUGCUUUACUGGUGGUAA